Messenger RNA from Enhydra lutris kenyoni (northern sea otter), 1251 nucleotides. It is a transcript of the gene MRPS2, whose product is annotated as mitochondrial ribosomal protein S2. Gene Ontology annotation, cellular component: ribosome; mitochondrial small ribosomal subunit. Gene Ontology annotation, molecular function: structural constituent of ribosome. The coding region runs from base 252 to 1127 and encodes 291 amino acids. Lineage: Eukaryota; Metazoa; Chordata; Mammalia; Carnivora; Mustelidae. Gene Ontology annotation, biological process: translation. The record is from RefSeq and is a predicted model, not a curated record. The transcript is spliced from 4 exons.
GCCGCGGGCCCAGACGUCGUGUCCCCGGCCCGGAGUCUUCAUGCGGACUCCGGGCGCGCCCCGUCCCACGGGACGCUCCCUGGGGCAGCGGCAGGCGGUGCCGGACUGUCCGGAGGUGCGGAGGGCGAGGGAGCCGGCGCGCGGCCCAGCUGCAGGGGCUCCUCCGGGACGGCAGGCGGCGCUGCGCGGAGCAGCCGGGGAGCGGUGGCGGCGGCGGGAGGCGCGUCCCGGCCCGUCCUGCCCUCCGCGCCAUGGCGUCCGCCGUGCCCCGGCUGCUCGGCGCAGGUGUCUGGUCCAGGCCGCUGCGGCCGCGCCUGCUGCCGAGCGCGACCCCGGGGCGACCCCUGCCGGGCGGCAGGACCCUGACGAGCGCCGCGACCUCCGCCGUCAGCGCGCCGGAGAGCAGCACCGAUGUCAGCGACAGGAUCCUCAGUGAGCCCCUCAAGCACUCUGACUUCUUCAACGUCAAGGAGUUGUUUUCCGUGAGAAGUCUCUUCAACGCCCGCGUGCACCUGGGCCACAAAGCAGGCUGUCGGCACAGGUUUAUGGAGCCCUACGUCUUUGGAAGCCGCCUCGGCCAGGACAUCAUCGAUCUGGAGCAGACGGCCGUGCACCUGCAGCUGGCCUUGAACUUCACGGCCCACGUGGCCUAUCGCAAGGGCAUCAUCUUGUUCGUGGGCCGCAACCGGCAGUUCUCGCACCUGAUUGAGACCACGGCCCGGGACUGCGGCGAGUACGCGCACACGCGCUACUUCAAGGGCGGCCUGCUGACCAAUGCCCCUCUCCUCUUGGGCCCCGGGGUCCGCCUGCCGGACCUCAUCAUCUUCCUGCACACGCUCAACAACGUCUUUGAGCCGCACGUCGCUGUGAGAGACGCGGCCAAGAUGCACAUCCCCACGGUGGGCAUCGUGGACACCAACUGUAACCCCUGCCUCAUCACCUACCCCGUCCCCGGCAACGACGACUCGCCCCCGGCCGUCCAGCUCUUCUGCAGGCUCUUCCAGACCACGAUCAACCGGGCCAAGGAGAAGCGGAGACAGAUGGAGGCCCUGUAUCGUCUGCAGGGCCCAGUAGAGCAGGGGGCCGGGGGCCAGGGGCCAGCUGCCCCUCCUUCCCUGGGAGCCUAGGCUGGGCUGGACCCGGGUCCCUCCACACCCCCACUCCUCACCCGACGGAGAGCGGUGGCCCAGCCUGCCGCUACGCUGGGAGCCCCUUCCCUGGCCCUGGUCUCCAGUAGGUUCCCGGUGGCUC